AUGUCCAACGAACGUUGGCUGAAGAACCUGAAAACCCGGCAGAAGAGCCUGCUUGCAUCGUUCUUCAACAUCAAGGCCUUCGUGGAGGCCUACGACGAAGUGCAGCAUGAAUGCCAGGUAGCCGGUCGACUCGAACACCUGGUUACUCUAUGGAACGACUUCAAUGCGGUCCAGGCGGAGCUCGAGACUCUGGACGAAGCAGAAGUCGACAAUCACCUAAAGCAACGAAUUGAAUUUGAGUCGUCAUUCUUCGAAGUGAAAGGCUUCCUGCUCUCUAAAAAUAAAAGCUCUCCUUCGCCGCCCACUCCUUCCUCUUCUCAUUCUACGCCACACGCCCCUGCUUGGUCAUCGCACGUACGUUUACCUGACGUCAAACUUCCGGUAUUUAAUGGCAAUAUCGACAGUUGGUUGAACUUCCACGACUUGUUUGUCUCGCUGGUCUACUGCUCUCACGAACUAUCUAACAUCCAGAAGUUCUACUAUCUUCGUUCUUCUCUAUCCGGAGAAGCUUUGAAACUUAUUCAAACCAUCUCAAUUAGCGCAAACAACUAUCUUGUGGCUUGGACCUUGUUGGUUGACCACUACCAAAAACCAGCAAGAUUGAAGCAGACUUACGUGGACUCACUCUUCGAAUUUCCAUCCCUGAAACGCGAAUCUGCUACGGAGUUGCGCAAUCUCGUCGAGAGAUUUGAGGCGAACGUAAAGGUUCUCAAACAACUUGGCGAAAAAACCGAAUUUUGGGAUAUACUUCUCAUCCGAAUGCUCAGCAUCAGACUAGACCCUACAACGAGACGCGAUUGGGAGGAAUAUUCUUCGACUCUGCCUUCAAUUUCUUUCCCCGAUCUUACCGGCUUUAUCCAGCGGCGUGCAAGCGUUCUUGAAACCAUAGGAAAGAACGUCGAACAGAUGCCGAGCAACGUCAUCAACAAAAAACCUUUGCAGCGAGCAGUCACCAGCCACGGAGCCAACCAACCCAGCUUUCGCAAAUGCAUAUCCUGCUCUAAGCAUCAUCCCUUGUAUUUGUGUCCUGUUUUUUCGAAACUGAGCCUUGAAGAGAAGGAGAAGGAAGUACGGCAACAUCAGCUAUGCAGAAACUGUCUACGUAAAGGUCAUCACGUGAAGGACUGCUCAUCUACUAGCACCUGUCGGUACUGCCGAGGUCGUCAUCACUCUCAGAUCUGCACCAAUGGUACCUCCGGAGACUGCAACCCAAUCAAGCCACGACAACCAUCAAAGCCCACGAACGAACAGCCCUCUGUAUCGUUACCUGCCGCUCUCAAGGACACUCCAUGUCUCGCUGCAGCUAAACUGCCGCUCAUAGCAAUUCACCGCCAGAAACUCAACUGUCCUAUCGUCGGAAUCGGUCAGUCCAUCACUCAAGCUCGUUUCAAGGUUCGAUCUACCAUCCGCUCACGUGUGUGUCAGUACUCCGCCACGUUAGAAUUCCUCGUCUUGCCGAAGAUCACUAUUGACCUCCCUUCAACGUCCGUAAACACCUCAUCUUGGAGCAUUCCAUCUGGCAUCGAGCUUGCCGAUCCAUCGUUCUACAAAUCAAGUCGAAUUGAUCUCAUUCUGGGUGCCGAAAUCUUUUUCGACUUAAUCAAAACAUCGGAAAGAAUCCCGCUCGGUGAUGGCCUUCCAACAUUAGUCAACUCCGUUCUCGGUUGGAUCGUUACCGGUAAAAAUGAGGAACCUCGCACUUCAAUUCGUCCUGUCGUGGCUAACUUGGCUAGCACCAGCGAUCUCAACCAGCUAAUGGAACGAUUUUGGUCUCUUGAAAACGACAACUCAUCACCCAACUACUCCGUUGAAGAAGCAGCUUGCGAAAAUCAUUUCCUGCAACACGUUUCUCGCACACCUGAGGGCCGCUACUGUGUCCGCCUACCGACCAAAAGGGACAUCCUGGACAAACUGACCGACAACCGACGAACCGCACUUCGACGCUUUCACAUGCUUGAAAGUAAACUCAACCGGAACCAGAACCUCAAACAGCAGUACGACAGCUUCAUGGACGAAUAUGAAUCGCUUGGCCACAUGCAGAAGGUACUCGACCCAGACCAACCACCCACUCCAUGCUAUCACCUACCUCACCAUGCUGUAGUUCGAGAAGAGAGCACCACAACGAAGGUCCGCGUAGUUUUCGACGCGUCAUGCAAGACGCCCAACGGUCCUUCCUUAAACAGCGCCCUGAUGAUCGGACCCAUCGUUCAGGAAGAUCUACGUUCCAUCAUCAUGCGUUCCAGACUUCGACCAGUGAUGGUGAUAGCCGACAUCAAGCAGAUGUACAGACAGAUUCUUGUUCAUGAAGAUGACACUCCCCUGCAGCGAAUCGUUUGGCGAGCCUCACCCGACGCACCGAUGUGGACCUACGAGCUUAAGACCGUCACGUAUGGCACCGCUAGUGCCCCGUACUUGGCGACUAGAGUAUUACAACAGCUAGCAGACGACGAGUGCGACCAGUUUCCAGAGGCAGCGAGAGUACUCAAACGGGAUUUCUACGUCGACGACCUUUUUUCUGGAGCUGAUUCCGUCGACGAAGCCGUUUAUCUUCGAAAGCAACUCCAUGCGCUGCUGAUCAAGGGUGGCUUUGAACUCCGGAAAUGGGCAUCGAACAUGCCAGCAGUACUCGAAGACGUAACACCAGACAAUCGUGCUCUUCAAGCAUCAGUGGACCUUUGGAAACACAAAAAAGGAGAACGACACUUCGUUCAGUGGAAGAGAAAAGAUAAAAAAAAAAGUGAAGUGACUGGCGUUUUUUCGUGGUUGGAUUUUCAUCGUACGCGGAACAGUGGAUCGGUGGUACCAGAAACCGGAACCAGGGACCAAAUUCGGAACAGCGGGGUCAACCAGUUCGCCAGGUACAGCACAUAUUGCUGGGACGGCACUGGAUUCUCUGAGAUACCCAAUAACCGUGCCACAGUGGCUGCUGGUUGCUCCGCCGUGUGCAAAUCGAAAGCUCGAGGAAUCGAGGCAAGAGCCUAUCGCGUCGCUAUCCAACUUGCGAGGAAAACGGCAGCAAGCGAACAUCGCCUACGGGGCGCGAGCAACGGCAACAAAAAGCGGUUCCCAAUAUCUGCUGCGUCACGCCUUGGAAGAGGCAGGAUUUCGUGCGCACAAAAGCCCCUGCAACGGGGCUUUUCUGGUUUGGUUUCUUUUCCCAGCACCUCCCACUGGUGGUACAGGCGCGGCAGGCACGCCGUCGAUAACAUUAGACCGGUUCAAAACGGUGGAGAUAAAAAGGAAUUCGUGUACUCAGGAUCUCAAUUCGUGGCACGUGGGCGAAUUUUCGAGUCGUUCAGUAACGCAAAGGAGAAGGAAGUCCGGUAUUCGGACACUCGCGUGGUGUGCUUCGAGGCGACAACCAUCCAUCGUCGAUUUGCCAGUCAUGAUGACGAUGCCGUGCAGGCACCGCAGCGUCAGGCGGCGCUAAUCAUCCUGCGCUAGUCAGUGCAACACCAGCAGGU
Messenger RNA from Uranotaenia lowii, 3464 nucleotides. RefSeq lists its product as uncharacterized. The record is from RefSeq and is a predicted model, not a curated record. Lineage: Eukaryota; Metazoa; Arthropoda; Insecta; Diptera; Culicidae. The coding region runs from base 1 to 3444 and encodes 1147 amino acids. The transcript is spliced from 5 exons.